Messenger RNA from Ceratitis capitata (Mediterranean fruit fly), 1345 nucleotides. RefSeq names its product uroporphyrinogen decarboxylase (gene Urod). The coding region runs from base 275 to 1345 and encodes 356 amino acids. The transcript is spliced from 5 exons. Gene Ontology annotation, biological process: heme biosynthetic process. NCBI's taxonomy places the organism in Eukaryota, Metazoa, Arthropoda, Insecta, Diptera, Tephritidae. Gene Ontology annotation, molecular function: uroporphyrinogen decarboxylase activity. The record is from RefSeq and is a predicted model, not a curated record. Gene Ontology annotation, cellular component: cytosol.
UGAAAGCUGCAAUUAUUAUAAAAUCUCAAUGGUGUAAAUUCACUUUUACAAAUUAUCAAGGAAAACAACCCUGUCAUUGCUUCUUAUUAGAAUAUGGAAAUUGAUAAGCAAAUUCAUGCAAGUAAUGUUUUAUUUGCAAUUUGCCGGCCAAUAAAUAUAUAGCGCUUUCAUUUAAAACCGUUUUCGAUUGAAAUUAAAUAAAUUGAAGUUUAGUGCAGGUCACGCAAUAAUAAUCACAAAUUUGACUGGACAAGUAAUUAAUACGCAUAGUAAAAUGAAAGAUACAAAGAACUUCCCCGCUUUAAAAAAUGAUAAUCUAUUGCGAGCUGCGCGGGGUGAGCCCGUUGAUCGAGUGCCAGUGUGGGUGAUGCGUCAAGCAGGGCGUUAUUUGCCAGAAUUCCAGGAAGUGCGGAAGCAACACGAUUUCUUCACAAUUUGUCGUACUCCAGAGUUGGCAUGUGAAGUAACAAUGCAGCCGCUACGUCGAUUCGACUUGGAUGCAUCUAUCAUAUUUUCUGAUAUUCUUGUUAUACCUCAAGCCUUGGGUAUGACCGUUGAAAUGCAUGCGGGUGUGGGACCAGUCUUUCCUGAACCGCUGAAAACUCCAGCGGAUUUGGCAAAGCUCACACCGGAAGGUGCUGUGGGGCGUUUAACAUAUGUGGGCGACGCUAUUACCAUGAUGCGUCACAUGUUGGAGGGACGUGUGCCACUUAUUGGGUUUACUGGUGCACCUUGGACCUUAAUGGGCUAUAUGAUUGAAGGUGGUGGCAGCAAAACUAUGGCUAAAUCAAAAGGAUGGCUGACAGAUUACCCAGAGGACUCGAAAAAAUUAUUAACCAUGUUAACGGACGCUAUAGUGGAUUAUUUAGAAAUGCAGGUUAAAGCCGGUGCGCAAUUGUUACAGAUAUUCGAAUCAUCAGCAGAGCAUUUAAGCAAGGAUGACUUUUUAAAGUGGGCCGUACCUCACAUUAAAGACAUUCGUGAUAAAUUAACAGAGCGUUUGAAACAACAAUCAAUACCAACUGUACCAAUGACACUUUUUGCCAAAGGAGCUGGACAUUCGCUGAAGGAACAGGCAACUUUGGGAUAUGAUGUUAUAGGCUUAGACUGGACAGUAGAUCCAGUCGAGGCACGAAAAGAAGUUGGACCGAACAUAACCCUGCAAGGAAAUCUCGAUCCUCAAGAUAUGUACAAAACGCCGGAGGAAGUACGAACACUUACUACUGAAAUGGUACGAAAAUUUGGAAAGGAACGAUAUAUCGCCAAUUUGGGUCAUGGCAUUACUCCUCAAACUCCUAUAGUAAGCAUGGAAACGCUGGUUGAGGCUGUGCACAAUGCACUAUAA